Molecule: messenger RNA, 740 nt
Organism: Linderina pennispora
Lineage: Eukaryota; Fungi; Kickxellomycota; Kickxellomycetes; Kickxellales; Kickxellaceae
Exons: 2
Coding region: 1-645 (214 amino acids)
Molecular function (GO): S-adenosylmethionine-dependent methyltransferase activity; O-methyltransferase activity
Source: RefSeq, a predicted model, not a curated record
AUGCUAUUCUGUGGCAAUUGCAGCUGGUGCUUGGGUGUUUGGGUGUUUCCUGUGCUGUGGUGUAUGUAUAGUUUCACAGGUCGUCAUCAAAUGCAUAUAUUCCCACCUCAGAAGUGCAACACAAUUCCCUACACACCAAAGCAAAAUGGCGUUCAGGGUGGUGUUGACGAAACUGGCCACAAGCCCAUUGUCUGCCUUGAGACCAACAAGGAGUUUGCUGAGAUUGCUCACAGCGAUUUUGUGGACGCCGGUGUCGAGGACUACAUUGAGGUUAUUGUUGGCGAUGCGAACCAGAGCUUGGCACAGCUACAGGAUGUGUCGUUCGAUAUUGUUUUUAUCGAUGCGGACAAGAUGUCGUAUGUGGGCUAUUACGAAACAAUCAUUGACAAUGGUCUGCUCAACAAGAGCGGCACCUUCAUCAUUGAUAAUACGGCGCUUGAGUCUGUUGUUGCGUAUAUCGACGCACCGGUGCCAGUGAGUCCGGACUAUGAGCCUUUGUGCUUGUCAUACGACAUGUAUAAAACUGGAAACGAGUGGGCUCCCAAACUGCACGAGUUCAACGAGCAUAUACGUAAUGACCCGCGCGUCGAGGUGGUCAUUCUUCCUCUUUUCACUGGAAUCACCCUUGCACGUUUGGUCAACUAGCUCCUUUUCUCAUGCAUGGAAACACUGCGAACAAGCAAACUAUCGCAGAAUCAUCCACCACUAUAUUAACCAAAUAAAUGACUUGCAGAGCUAGA